Molecule: messenger RNA, 2835 nt
Organism: Trichoplusia ni (cabbage looper)
Lineage: Eukaryota; Metazoa; Arthropoda; Insecta; Lepidoptera; Noctuidae
Gene: Zw10
Product: centromere/kinetochore protein zw10 homolog
Exons: 6
Coding region: 471-2663 (730 amino acids)
Biological process (GO): endoplasmic reticulum to Golgi vesicle-mediated transport; mitotic spindle assembly checkpoint signaling
Cellular component (GO): RZZ complex
Source: RefSeq, a predicted model, not a curated record
UUUUAGCAACAACUGUCAAAAAAUACGUGUUUGUUUUCUCGGAGGUCGAGAAAUUUAUAAAAUGGGUUUCUAGGGAAAUCCGGUGUAAGAAGCAAAUAUUUAUGUAUUUAGUAGUGCAGUGGUAUAAUUUUAAUUAGCUGUAAUAAAAACUAUGACAGAGAAGGAAGAUGCUACCAAUCAACCCGAAAAAGAACCAUUAGAUGACGAAGCCCUAGAAAAGCUAGCAGUUGAGGAGCUGCUGCGGGAAGCUGUGCAAGGUGCUGCCAGAGCCGAAAUUGUGGGACCCUCCGGUUGGAUCAAAGCUCCGCAACAAAAGACUAACAAGCGUUUCUUAGUGAACACUUUGAGGAAUGCUGUAACCUCUAACAAAUAUCACUCGCGGCCACGCCGACACUCGCACAAAUCGCCGAACCGGGAAAAACAUCCAGAACCCUCCAUUAAAAAAGACAGAUCUAAAAGAAAACAUUAAAAUGGAGGAAUAUAAUAUUAAUGAUGUUUUAAAAAAUAUAUUUAAUGUUAAUGAACCAAACUGGAAACCUUCAGAGAAAAUUACUCUUGUGUCCAAAGAAAUAGAACAAUUGAAAAAUGAUUUAAGAACUCAUUUGGCAGCUUCUAAGUAUGAUAUAUAUGACGUGCUAGAGGAGAGCACAGAAUUAUGUCAGGAAACUCAAAGAUUAUCUAUAGACUUGGAAGCAUUGCGGCGAGACAUCGAUUAUGAUACCAUGUCAGAUAUUGUCAAAUCUCUUGCAAAACGUGACCAACUGACCAAAGAACUAGAAUCGGUAAAUUAUGCUAUAAACAUAGUUUACGAUGUUAUGCAAUGCGGGAGGUAUGUGAAAGAGUUUGAUGACGGCCGGGAAGCGCAGAGCUUCACCAGAGCGGUGGAAGCGGUGUACGACCUGCUGCAGUAUGUGGAGGUGCCUGCAGAUGGAUUUAAGAAUUUAGAUAUUUAUACUAAUACGAAGCAUACCGCCCAAUUAAUAUGGGACAGUUUGCUCCAUGAUCUGUAUGCUGAAUGGACCCGUAUGGUCGUGUGGAACCUCAAGGUCAGCCCUCGGAAAACAGUUGCCACCAUCAUGUUAAGUAUUGAUGAUAACAUGGUCACUGUAGACAUUCUUAAUGCGCUCGACAGAAGCAAAAAGCUGAGUGAAAAAGUAUCGGAGUUUGCUCAGUUUCUACUGAAAGAGGUCCUAAUACCUAUAAUCCAUAGUGAUUGUACAGUCUACGACGAAACUGACGAACUGAUGACCGUUACGAUAAUGCACAAGCCUAAUUUUAAACCACAGUAUGAUGCUGUAAUAUCAAACUUAAGAUUACUAUUUCACUACUUGAAUAAUAAGUUAAAUGUUGAUUUUAAGAGAGACACUACAAUAAUGAGGAUUAUAGGCAGCGAAAUUAGCGCUGAGUUCAUUGACAUCAUUGUGAAGAAUUGCCUGAUUGAUACCAUACCCAACAACAUUCACGAUCUACAGAGUUAUGGUCGGAUCACGUCCGAGAUUGAAGAUUUCCAGAAUUUCUUAGUGUUGGUCAAGUUCUUCACUGAGAAGUGCACUAUACUGCAUUAUGUAAACAACAUUGAUGUUCUAUUUGCAAGCAAGUCAAGCCAGUUCUUUUUGGAGACUGCUAGAGAAAUUAUGUUGAAGGAUUUGAGUGUGACGAUGUCUAUUGGGGUGGAGAGCGUGCAUGACGAAGAUUUGCAAGUGAAACCAAGUGACCAAUAUUAUGAUGCGCUGACUAUUCUUGAUACAACACUGCCGAAAAGUUUGUUCUUCUUUCCGAGGUGUAUGAUAUCGAAGUCAGCGCAGGAGCUGUUAGACCUGGUGUACGUGAUGAUGGAGCAGGCCGUGCAGUGUUCGGACGUGGUGUGCAAGAAGCUUUACAAUACCACCAGACUUGUGUUCGAGCUGUACGAUGCAGUGGUUCCAUAUCAUCACGAAAACUACCUACAAACCAUUCCUCAGUAUGUUGCCCUCUUCCACAACAACUGCAUGUACUUGGCACACAACCUGCAGACGUUCGGCGACAAGUGGCUGACGCUGAUGAUCGGGCGCGAGCUGGACUACCCCAUCAGCUUCGUGGACCUGGUGCAGAAGAUGCGCGACCUCGGCUACCAGCACCUCACCAUACACAUGCAGCAGCAGAGGAAGCAGAUAUUAGAUAAUAUUCGAUCUUCAGAUCUAAACUGCAUCGUGGUGAAGGACGAGUUGAGUGACAACGCUGAAGCGGCUGUCAGGCAGUGCCUUCGUCAACUACAUUUACUAAAGAAUGUCUGGAUUGGAGUGUUCCCCAGUAACGUCUUCACCAGGCUGAUGGCAACUCUAGUCAACAUGUUCUUGGACGAGCUGAUUCACCGGGUGUGCACAGUGGAGGACAUUUCCAUGGAGAUGGCAACACAGCUCACUGAGAUGUACACCAUCGUUGUACAGAAAGCUCCGCAUUUAUUCCAGUGUCUGGAUGACAUUGAGAUACAUGUGAAAUCCUGGAUCAAACUUCAAGAGCUUAUCUUCGUCCUGGGUGGUUCCCUCAAAGACAUAGAGAACCACUGGAAGGAUGGCACCGGCCCCCUAGCCGUCCACUUCACUCAUGAAGAACUACGUAGUCUGAUCAAAGCCCUGUUCCAAAACACGCAGAUGCGCGCCAAUUUACUCUCUAAAAUAAAGUAAUUUCACAUACAUUUUCAAUGUCAAUAUCUCAUAUUCGGUGUUAAAUAGUUUUAUGUGUCAGUUCAUUAACGGUAUAAACAGUUUGUGUAAGAUUGAUGUUCAAUUCACAAAGUUAAAUUGUAAUUAAUUGUAUUAUCCGAUUAAAUGUGUACGGAAGCAUAACAAAACAAUA